CAGGAGAAGGGAGAAUAUUUGGCGCAACUUUUGUAGUCUCAGUAUUGGAAGAAAGCUAGUCUUCAGCGGUCUAGUGUAAACCUGAUCAACAACUACCAACAAAUCAGCAAAGAACAUGCCCAGCACACGCUCCAAGGGACAGGUCCAGCCCGCUCUGCCCUUCCCUCGACGCAAGUCCUGCCGUCCGGUGUCCAACAAGUCGACGAUCCCCCUGGAGAAUGAACCUCCGGCUCCCAGUCCCGAGAAGUGCAAGCUUCUUCCCCAAAGCCUGACCUCGGUCCGGCUAUGUCCCAUCAACCCACUCUCCCCGACCCUGCCACACAGAAUACCCCUCAGCCCCCGCAAGCGAACAGGUGACGACAAUGUCAGCAUCCUGGGCGUCAACCUGCUGGGAUCGCCACCGAAACAGAGCAGACCCACCCCAAGAGCAUCGCCACGGAAACUCUUCAACGACAACUGCGAGAACUCGCCGCUGCAGCCGUGCCGCACAAUGGCCCCUCCCUCUCCCAAGCCGAUGUCUCCCAACGCCAGGCCCUCCCCCAGACGGCAGGCCGCGCUGCCAGCAAGCCCAGCCCAUUCCAACGUGAAGUCUGCGGUCGCUCGUCUGUUUGCAGAGAGGUCCCGGUACCAGAUGGUGAAGCAGUCGCUGCACACGGCCGUCCCGGAGCGCCUUGUGUCCCGGGACGCGGAGCGCGCCGCCAUCCGCUCCUUCCUGGAGGAGCGGGCCCUGGGGAGCACUCCCGCCAGCCUCUACAUCUCGGGGGCGCCCGGCACCGGCAAGACGGCCUGCUUCCACCGCGUGCUCGCAGACAUGAAGGAGGCGCUGAGCGAGGUCCAGACGGUGGUGCUGAACUGCAUGACCCUCCGCAGCUCCCACUCUAUCUUCCCCCUGCUGGCCCAGCGACUAGGGGGCGGGGCCGGGGGCCACUCCAGCAGCGCUCUGCAGAAGCUGCUGACCAGCAACGGGCCCACUGUGCUGCUGGUUCUGGACGAGAUGGACCAGCUGGACAGCAAGUCUCAGGAGGUCCUGUACACCAUCUUCGAGUGGCCCUACCUGGCCGGCUCUCGCCUCUGUCUCGUUGGUAUCGCCAACGCCCUGGACCUGACGGACCGCAUCCUGCCGCGCCUGCAGGCCCUGCCCCGCUGCCGGCCCCUGCUGCUUCACUUCCCUCCCUACAGCCGCCAGGAGCUAGCUGCCAUCGUCCAGGACCGACUCACUCAGGCGUCUGGUGACGGGGUUUUGGACGCUUCGGCUGUCCAGUUCUGCGCCAGGAAGGUUUCUGCCGUGUCGGGAGAUGCCAGGAAGGCUCUGGACAUCUGCAGGAGAGCCGUUGAGAUUGUGGAGGCUGACGACCGCAAGAAAGCAGCGGACCACACUGAAGACGCUAAAGCGUCUCAUGUUGGCGUGCCCCAGGUAGCGCGCGUGCUGUCGGAGGUGUACGGGGACCGCAUGGCCUCCUCCGCCGGGGGGGAGGGGGAGAGUUUCCCCCUGCAGCAGAAACUCCUCGUCUGCUGCCUGCUGCUCCUCACAAAGAGCGGCAAACACAAGGAGGUGGUCCUCGGCAAGCUGCAUGAGGUGUACAGUCGCCUGUGUACGAAGCGGCAGGUGGGGGGCAUGGCUCAGGGGGAGUGCCUCUCUCUCUGCUCACUGCUGGAGAGCCGCGGUAUCUUCGCCCUCCGCAAGGCCAAGGAGGCGCGACUCACUAAGGUGUUCCUGAAGAUCGAGGAGAGGGAUGUGGAGAACGCUCUGAAGGACCGCACCCUACUGGGCAGCAUCCUGGAGGCGGGGCUUCCCUGAGCUACAGGCCCCAUCUCCUGCUUUACUUAUUUAAACUGUUUUUUAUUCAUUACUGGCUUUUAUUUCUAGGCUAGGCAAACUUUUCAGUUUGUUUUAAGUUUCUUUUUUUUUUAGUUUAUAUUGUACUCUACUUCUAGUAGUUUUUAAUAUGAACUAUUCUCUUUAUGAGAGAAAGCAAUGAUUUUUUUAUUUAAAACUAGGCAUGUACAUACAUAGGCUUUUAAAUGAGGUUUAUAUAUAAAUUCCUUUUUAUAUAUUGAAACCCUGUACAGAUACUAUUCUCUGCUGGAAUAAAUGUACAUAAAUCCGUUGGAUCGCCUUAUACAAGA
Messenger RNA from Gadus morhua (Atlantic cod), 2127 nucleotides. RefSeq names its product cell division cycle 6 homolog (S. cerevisiae) (gene cdc6). The coding region runs from base 116 to 1798 and encodes 560 amino acids. NCBI's taxonomy places the organism in Eukaryota, Metazoa, Chordata, Actinopteri, Gadiformes, Gadidae. The record is from RefSeq and is a predicted model, not a curated record. Gene Ontology annotation, cellular component: nucleus. The transcript is spliced from 12 exons. Gene Ontology annotation, biological process: DNA replication initiation; cell division; mitotic DNA replication checkpoint signaling. Gene Ontology annotation, molecular function: DNA replication origin binding.